UGAAUGGGAAAAGAAAUCGCCAUUAAUGGUGAUAGAAGGUACGCAUUUUUUCGCGUUAGCUAUGGGUGAAUCUUUCGACAUUACAGUACUGAUGGCACAGAAGGUAACAAAUGCCUGUCGAACGUGUGACAGUGGUUUGCUCCAUCGCUGUUGCAACGGCCAACACUUUAUCGUAUUUCGUUCUUUUUUUAGCUGUGGCCCUUUCAUCGUCGCGAAAACAUGCCUCGUUGUUUGAUCAAAUCGAUGACAAGGUAUAGGAAGACCGAUAAUUCUUCCGAAGUAGAGGCAGAAUUACCAUGGACUCCGCCAUCGUCGGUCGACGCGAAGAGAAAACAUCAGAUUAAAGACAAUUCCACGAAAUGCAAUAAUAUAUGGACCUCCUCGAGAUUACCAAUUGUAACACGUUACACCUUCAAUAAAGAGAACAAUAUAUUUUGGAACAAGGAGUUGAAUAUAGCAGACGUGGAAUUGGGCUCGAGAAAUUUUUCCGAAAUUGAAAAUACGAUACCGUCCACCACUCCAAAUGUUUCUGUGAAUACCAAUCAGACAAUGGUGGACACGAACAAUGAACAAAAGGUGGAAAAAGUGCAAAUACCAUUGCCCUCGAACGCGAAAAAAGUAGAGUAUCCGGUAAACGUGAGUAAUAACGAGAUCAAGGUGGCUGUGAAUUUAAAUAGGAUGUUCGAUGGGACUGAGAAUCAAACGACCUCGCAGACUUUGUAUAUUGCUACGAAUAAGAAACAGAUUGAUUCCCAGAAUCAAUAUUUAGGAGGGAAUAUGAAAACUACAGGGGUGGAGAAUCCCCAGAAUUGGAAGAGAAAUAAAACUAUGCAUUAUUGCCCUUAUUGUCGCAAGAGUUUCGAUCGUCCAUGGGUUUUGAAGGGUCAUCUGCGUCUUCACACGGGUGAACGACCUUUUGAAUGUCCGGUCUGCCAUAAAUCCUUUGCCGAUCGAUCAAAUUUACGUGCGCAUCAAAGGACUCGGAAUCACCAUCAAUGGCAAUGGCGAUGCGGGGAAUGUUUCAAAGCAUUCUCGCAAAGACGAUAUUUGGAACGACAUUGCCCCGAAGCUUGUAGAAAAUAUCGAAUAUCUCAAAGGAGGGAACAGAAUUGUAGUUAGAAGGCAAAUUUUAUUUCUUUAGUAUAAACAUAUUUUUAUAUUGAAAUAUCUAAUGUAAUAUAUUAAAUGUAUUUCGUUAAUUAACACUGUAAAAUUUGAAUUCGAAA
Messenger RNA from Apis dorsata (giant honeybee), 1226 nucleotides. RefSeq names its product zinc finger protein 555-like. The coding region runs from base 220 to 1119 and encodes 299 amino acids. Lineage: Eukaryota; Metazoa; Arthropoda; Insecta; Hymenoptera; Apidae. The record is from RefSeq and is a predicted model, not a curated record. Gene Ontology annotation, biological process: regulation of transcription by RNA polymerase II. The transcript has 3 exons. Gene Ontology annotation, molecular function: DNA-binding transcription factor activity; RNA polymerase II cis-regulatory region sequence-specific DNA binding.